UCUCUUUCUUAUCACCCUGAAGUUCACUAUGCUCCGGUUGCUGAGUUCCCUCCUGCUUGUGGCCUUUGCCUCAGGCUGUGGCCAGCCUUCCUACAACCCCUCCAGCCGAGUUGUCAAUGGUGAGGACGCUGUUCCCUACAGCUGGCCCUGGCAGGUCUCCCUUCAGUAUGAGAAGGAAGGGAGCUUCUACCAUACCUGUGGUGGCACCCUCAUUACCCCUGACUGGGUUCUGACUGCAGGCCACUGCAUCUCGACUUCCCGCACCUACCAGGUGGUACUGGGUGAAUAUGAGCGUGGCGUAGAGGAGGGCCCAGAGCAGGUGAUCCCCAUCAACGCUGGAGACCUCUUUGUGCACCCCAAGUGGAACAACAAAUGUGUGAGCUGUGGCAAUGACAUCGCCCUGGUCAAGCUCUCAAGAAGUGCCCAGCUGGGAGACACAGUCCAGGUUGCCUGCCUCCCUCCUGCUGGUGAAAUCCUACCCAAUGGAGCACCAUGUUACAUCAGCGGCUGGGGCCGUCUCUCCACUAAUGGGCCUCUGCCAGACAAGCUGCAGCAGGCCCUGCUGCCUGUUGUGGAUUAUGCACACUGCUCCAAGUGGGACUGGUGGGGCUUCUCUGUGAAAAAGACCAUGGUGUGUGCCGGUGGCGAUAUCCAAGCCUGCUCCUUAUCCUCAGACACACCUCAGCCCCAACUCUUGUCACCACUGCAGGGUGACUCUGGAGGACCCCUCAACUGUCCUGCUGAGAAUGGCACCUGGCAGGUCCAUGGUGUGACCAGCUUCGUGUCCUCCUUGGGCUGCAACACCCUGAAGAAGCCCACAGUGUUCACCCGUGUCUCAGCCUUCAAUGACUGGAUCGAGGAGACCAUUGCCAACAACUAGAUCCAAGGCUCAGCUGGCAGCAUGGACCCCAGGUCCUGUAAAGAAUAAAGACCUUUCUGAAAGUCCCAA
Mastomys coucha (southern multimammate mouse) is the source of this 949-nucleotide messenger RNA. RefSeq names its product chymotrypsin like elastase 3B (gene Cela3b). Gene Ontology annotation, biological process: proteolysis. NCBI's taxonomy places the organism in Eukaryota, Metazoa, Chordata, Mammalia, Rodentia, Muridae. Bases 29 to 880 code for a protein of 283 amino acids. The transcript is spliced from 8 exons. Gene Ontology annotation, molecular function: serine-type endopeptidase activity. The record is from RefSeq and is a predicted model, not a curated record.